CCAUUCAACUAUAUACUCCCUCCCCCUCUCCCUCAGCCCAGAGCUUUGCUACUGUGAUCCACCCGUUUCUACUGCAACAGGGACCGCAUCGGUUAGUUACCUGUUCCACACAAGAACGUGUGCUAGGCUGGAGGGACACAGAGACCAAAUAGUCCUCGUCCUGGGGGAGCUUACAUUUCAUAUAAGAUUUGUAAAUCCUUUAUGCAGCUUUCUCGGCUGCCAAAUGGCAGGGAGUGGGAUACAUAAAGAGGAUAUUGGCGGAGAAUUGAAAACUGAGAUGGGCCGGGGAUCCGCAAAGGUUUAGCAGCCGGCUCAGUCUUGCCUCUUCAUCCCAGCCCCCGAUCCUCCGCAUAACCAUCUCCUUCCUAACCCAGGAACCGAACGGAAAGAUGGAUCUUUCUGUUCUCAACCACCCUAGGAGCUCUCUGCAUUUGACACUUGCUCCCAGCCCGGACACGGAUCCCUGACCCAGCUCUCUCCCGGUGCGAGCCCAUUUGAGUGGUUCUUCUAAGCUGCUAGAUCACUACCCGUCUCCUGCACCCCCUUCCCCCCAGGCUCUGUCUUGAGCCUUUUCCCUCUCCAUCUUCCCUCUUGACAAUUUCAUCAGCUCUUAAGGGUUGCAAUGUAUCUAUUCCAGGGCCAUCUAGCCCUGACCUCUCUCUAGUACAUCACUGCCACCCGCCGGCCGGACGCCUCCCCCUCAGUGCCCUCCUCCGAUCUUUCACUCCAUCCUCCCAGCGCUUUUACUUCUCGCGCUCCCCCUCCUCGCGCCCGGCGCUCUCUCCUCUGCUAAGGCGAAGCUCUUUUCUCCCCGGUGCCGCUCGCCGCCGCCCGUCCCCCUUCACGGCUCUCCGUACGGGGGCCACCCGAUGGCCCGAAGCCUUCAGGAAGCGGGCCAGCCGACCGCUGCCUUCACUCCCGGGGCAGCGGAGCAGCCGGAGGCGGCCAGCCUGAUGUGGCUGUGGGCGGCCGUGGGGCUGGUGACCGGGUUCAUGCUGCUGAUGGCCAAGGUCCGGAGGCUAGUUCUGGGCUGCCGCUGGAACGGCCCGAACCCCUUCGCGGAGGACGUGAGGAGGCCGCCGCGGGCGCUGGUGACUGACCAGGAGGCCCGGACAAGGGUGCUCAAGCAAGCUUUCUCAGAGACUCCAGUGCCAGACCAGCUGGAUGCGGUGGUGAUCGGGAGUGGUAUCGGGGGUCUGGCAGUAGCUGCAGUCCUCGCCAAAGCAGGGAAACGGGUCCUGGUGUUGGAACAGCACACUAUGGCAGGGGUCUGUUGCCAUACCUUUGGCCACGAUGGCCUGGAGUUUGACACAGGAAUCCACUAUGCUGGACAGUUGAAAAAGGGAAGCUUUUGCCGCUUCUUCCUGGACCAGAUCUCUGAGGGGCAGCUGGACUGGGCUUACCUGGGUUCCCCAUUUGACAUCGUGGUGCUGGAAGGAUCCAGAAACAGAAGGGAGUUUCCCAUGUAUUCUGGGGAGAAAGCCUAUGUUCAGGGUCUCAAGGAAAAGUUUCCCAAUGAAGAGGCCGCCAUUGACAAGUACAUGAAGAUGGUGAAGGAGGUAGCAAAAGGAACACUUCAUAUGGUCCUGCUGAAGAUCAUCCCUUUGCCUUUGGUGAGGCUGCUGGACAGUCUGGGGCUGCUGGCCUUUUGCUCCCCUUUCUUGAGAGCGGCCACCCAGAGCUUGGAGGAGGUGCUCAGCCAGCUGCCUGCCUCCCAGGACCUCAAAGCUGUGCUCAGCUACAUCUGUCCCACCUAUGGAGUGAUCCCAAAGAAUGCCAGCUUCUCUAUUUAUGCCUUACUCAUGAACCACUUACUGGACGGAGCCUUUUACCCUCGGGGAGGCUCCAGUGAAAUCGCCUUUCACAUCAUCCCUGUAAUUCAGCGGGCUGGGGGCGCGGUCCUUACCAGUGCCACGGUGAAAGGCGUGCUGCUGGAUUCAGCUGGAAGAGCCUGUGGUGUCAAAGUGAAAAAGGACCGAAGGCUGGUGAACAUCUUUUCUCCCAUUGUGAUCUCCAGUGCAAGAAUAUUUGAUACCUAUGAGCAUUUGUUGCCUGAGGAAGCCCGCUGUUUACCAGGCAUACAGAGCCAGCUGGGAAGGGUGCAGCGUGGCCUAUUCACACUCUGUGUCUUCAUCUGCCUGCGAGGCUCCAAGAAAAAGCUGGGCCUGGAAGCCAACAACUGUUAUGUCUACUUUGACACAGACACUGACCAUGCGAUGGAGAGAUACCUGUCCCUCUCCAGGGACCAAGCUGCGGCACACAUCCCCUAUUUCUUGGUCACCUCCGCUUCGGCCAAAGACCCGAUGUGGAAGGACAGGUUCCCAGACCAGUCCACACUGAUGAUGAUGCUUCCUGCCCGCUAUGAGUGGUUUGAGGAGUGGAAGGAUGAGCCCCAGAGCAAGAGGGGGAGUGACUAUGAGGCCAUGAAGGAAUCCUUCGUAGAGGCUUCCAUGUCUGUUUUGAUGAAACUGUAUCCUCAGUUGGAGGGGAAGGUUCACAAUGUAUCAGUAGGGAAUCCACUCAGCCAUCAAUUCUUCCUGGCUGCCCCAGGUGGAGAGCCCUAUGGGGCUGGCCCUGACCUGAGCCGUCUGCAGCCCCACAUCAUGGCCACAAUGCGGGCCCAGAGCCCCAUCCCCAAUCUCUACCUUACAGGACAGGAUGUGUUCACCUGCGGUUUGUUCGGGGCCCUACAUGGAGCCCUGUUGUGCAGCAGCACCAUCCUACAGAGGAAUGUCCACUUGGACCUCCUGAGGCUCCACUCUCGGGUCUCUGCUGCCCUGCCCAAGAAGACAAAUUAGCAGAGUCCAAGGGAUCCUCUAUGGCAAGGAGUUCAGGAUCCUGAGUGGGCCUGAGAGCUGGGCAGAAAGCAGGACAAUUGACUUCUGCAGUUAUUGUAAUGGUAUUUUUUUCCCUGAGGCAAUUGGGGUUAAGGGUCAGGGCUGGUACUCCAUUUAGCUGUCCCAUUGCCAAAUGACUUCCAAGGCACCACAACACUUCAUCUAGUGCCUUGAUGAAAGCCAUAGUUACAAUACAUAGCUGUCACUUUGGUAUCGGAGGAAGUUUUUUAUUUUUUUGAAGUUUUUAAUUUUAGAUCAUGAUUGUUAAUCAGGUCCCUGGAGGUCUUCCAGGUAGGUCAGGGGUGUUUCCUAGGAGUGUUUAAAAUGGGAUCACACUUAUCCUAAGGCUUCUGUUCUGGAUUAGUAAUUUCCUUAGGACAUUAAACAUAAAGCAAACACCUCCUUUGUCAUCUCCUACGAUGUUCUUUACUUAGGUACUGUGAUCCAGUGUCUGAAGUCUGGACCUAGUUCUGGUUCUCCUCUUCAAUUCUGGUGUCCCUAGGCCCAUUUCCUCAGCUGUCAAAUGUAGGGGACAGCCAACUUCAUUUCUAAAGUUCACAACCCUAAAAAUACUGUCCCGUCUCCUGUGUGAGGCGCUAUGAUGUAGUCAUGGCAACAAGCAUCAGUUCCAUGUCUCGUAUGUGCCGAGUGCUAACAAUACAAAGAAAAACAAAAAAUGGAUGCCCAGUUCAAUGAUACAUGGAGAGAACUGGCUGGGUGUCCAGGAAAGCUGCCACUGACAAAUGCUGGGCAAAUCACAGGGGACCCCCUCAGGCCAUCAGCAGCAGAGGGGUUCCCUAGACCAAUGAAGUCAUAGGUUUAGAACCUGUGCCAUACAAUUUUUUUUUUUUAAGGAAAGAAAGUUAGGAAUUUUCUGCCUCUUAAUUGUAGCCUGAGGGCUUAUCUUUCCUGACUCCAAGUGCAAAUUCUGCCAUCAACUGAUGUUUCUUAUAGGAUUAUUCUGAAGUUUUCUAUCAAAGGCCAGAGACCCCCUUCUGAAUAAUCAAUUAGUGAGAUUUUAUCUUAAAAGCAGAAGCCCUGCUUUUCUUAUUUUUCUACAUGCUAAAUCCCUUUUCUAAAUUAUAAGCUCCAAGCUCCGGUUACUAUCUGUCCAGAGCAGGCCUUUAAAUGUCUGUUAAACUUCACAUGCCUAUCCUCCUAACUUUCUGCAAUGUGGGGAAAGGAUAAGUAGAAAGGUUUUUCUGAAGAUAUCAGUACAGAGACUUUACAAGAAGGCAUAGGCCAAAUUUUUAGGAAGAACUAGAUUCAUUUAGAGCUUGCUUUUAAAUCAUUGACCAUAGCCACCUAAAACUGAAGAAAAUCAAACUUAAAUGGCGAGAUUAUAGGUAACUCCACUGGAGUCAUUCAACUUUUCCACUUACUCAUGCAGCUCUUAUGAUAUUUCUGGAAAGUCCUGGGAAGGGGAAGGAGAGAGAGGGAAUCGUAGCAAUAUCCUCAACAUCCUAGGAAAUUCUCAAAAACCUUUGGGACUUCUGUCUAUUUUCUAUCCCCUGAACUUCCUCACAGAAGAGGAGAGCCCCAGGCUUAUCAACAACAGCUAAUUAAAGGUUUAGCUAGAACAAUGUUCAAAAGUUUUUGGGGUUAGGUGAGAGCAUAAAUUCAGCAUGUUUCCUUUUUGGGGAUAAUAUUCUUCCUAAGCUAUGGCCUCCUAUCAUUUUGUAUUUUUUAAGUGGAAAUAAAAUUUUCACCAAAUUGGUA
Antechinus flavipes (yellow-footed antechinus) is the source of this 4556-nucleotide messenger RNA. Its product is annotated as all-trans-retinol 13,14-reductase-like. The record is from RefSeq and is a predicted model, not a curated record. The transcript has 11 exons. NCBI's taxonomy places the organism in Eukaryota, Metazoa, Chordata, Mammalia, Dasyuromorphia, Dasyuridae. Bases 870 to 2798 code for a protein of 642 amino acids.